AUGUCUCCAGCUGGAGACACUUCUGGAUCCACUACCGCCGCGGACAUUGCACAGCAUGAAAAACCGGACGACCAACAAAAUGAACUCGCCGUUGUUUUCCAAGAAAUCGACCCGGAAGAGGAGAAGAGACUGGUUAGAAAGUUGGACCGUUAUAUCAUGCCCCUAAUGGCGGUUGUCUACUUCUUCCAAUACCUUGACAAAAAUUCGAUCAACUUUGCUGCUGUAUUUGGCCUCCGAGAAGAUCUAAGCCUUUGUGGCGAACAAUUCUCCUGGGUUGUGUCCCUCUUCUAUCUCGGUCAACUUAUCUCGGAGUACCCAGCCGCAUACAUCCUCAGUCGUUUCCACAUCACUCGCUUCGUUGGUGUCACGAUUAUUGUCUGGGGCUUCAUGGAGAUGUGUAUUGGAGCAUCGAACAACUUUGUGGGCCUUGCUGUCACCCGUUUCUUCCUUGGAUUUGCUGAAGCCGCAGUCUCCCCCGCCUUUAUCAUCAUUACAUCCAACUGGUACCGCCGUGACGAGCAUCCCAUACGUGUAGCUACAUGGGUUUCCAUGAAUGGCAUCAGUCAAAUUGUUGGCGGUUUACUGAUGUAUGCUCUUGGCCGUACGGAUAUGGCCAUACCGAGUUGGAGAGCCAUUUUCCUCGUAUUUGGAGGACUAACUGUCGCAUCCGGCAUUGCGUUCUUGACGAUGAUGCCAGUGAAUACUACGACCGCGUGGUUUUUGACUGAGCGAGAGAGAGAGGUUGCCACGAUGAGGCUGGCUAUUGACCGGGCUACUCGUGACAAAGCAGACUUUGAUAAAAAACAGAUGGUUGAAGCAUUCAAGUCACCCUUGACAUGGUUGAGUUUUAUGAUGGCAUUAUGCAUCACUCUGACUGCACCUAUCUUAAAGUUCUCUUGUAUAGCCAUCGAAGGCUUUGGUUUCUCCAAGUUCCGUACAAUGCUCGUUAGCCUUCCCGCUGGAGCCCUCAACUUCAUCACCGUCUGGGCUUCGGCCUUGGUCCCCCAUUUCUUUCCCGGAACAAGAAUUUCAUCAGCUGUUUGCCUCAUCACAUUCCCUCUUAUCGGCUCUAUAUUGUUUCUGGUUCUGCCAGAACCUGCCCCCGAUUGUCCUUGUUGGGGUAUUGUGGUUUCUACAUGGCUAGCAGGCUGUACUUCUGCUCCCCUCUGCUCAUGUGCUGCUCUCCUGGCCAGCAAUGUCAAAGGAAACACGAAGAAAAGCAUUAUAAGUGCCGGGUUCUUCAUUGCGUUCUGUGUAGGGUCCAUCGCAGGCCCACAGGCGUGGCUCGAAAUAGAAGCCCCGCGGUACAGAACCGGUUGUAUGCUCAGUAUCGCCAGCUGGGCUGUUCUGGUGUUGGUGCUACUCGCCUACCAAACCAUACUCAGAAGAAAGAAUAAGAACCGUGAACGCAAAGCCGCCGAGGGGUACGCGGAGUAUAAAUCUGGAGGUCAGGUUGAUGCGAGAAGCCAUAUUCAGAUUGGUGUGUCCGAAAACUCGGAUCUUACCGACGUAGAGGACAAAGGAUUCCGAUAUAGCACCUAG
Molecule: messenger RNA, 1542 nt
Organism: Fusarium sp. VM40
Lineage: Eukaryota; Fungi; Ascomycota; Sordariomycetes; Hypocreales; Nectriaceae
Source: the annotation of a GenBank genome assembly